Messenger RNA from Punica granatum (pomegranate), 1203 nucleotides. NCBI's taxonomy places the organism in Eukaryota, Viridiplantae, Streptophyta, Magnoliopsida, Myrtales, Lythraceae. The record is from RefSeq and is a predicted model, not a curated record.
GUUUGUGCUGUUUGUGGAAAUAAUUCUACUCACGGCCACAGCCACUCUUCUUGCCCUAAAUGUUUUUGAAUUUCAAAAACAACCCAUCCUUAUUUCAGUUGUUUAAGAAUAUUCCACCGUCUCACUCUCACUCUCUCUCAACCCUCUCUCCCUCUUCCUCUCCAUCUUCCUCCACGUCAAACGCCUCCUCAGUUUGUCAUUCUUUUCAGCCGGAACUCUGUUGGAGACUGAGACGGCCGACCACCUUGUUGCGGCAGAGGUUUCCAGUUCACUCAUUCUAGGUUAGCUGAUUGGCAUGCCCUUGUGUUAUCUGUGUAUAGGAGCGCGCUUAUUGAUAUCUUUAUUUACCACUGCUCUAUCAGAAAAUGGCUUUCAGAGGAGGUCGUGGUCGAGGCAGAUUUAUUGGUGGUCAAGCCAACUACGCCAAGCAGGAGCCCUUUGUUCUUUAUCCCGAAAUUGAAUUACUGCCUCCACCAGAAACCACUGACGAGAUCAAGACCUUGAUCAGUUGGAAGUCAAGGUUUGAAAGUUAUUGCAAAUCAUCUCCAUAUUACUUAGGAGAUGGUAAAAGCAAGUCAGAUCCCUUUGAAAACAUCGACCCAGAGAGGUACUCUGACAAACAGAAGCCAAAGGACAAAAUGUCACUCAGGGAACUUCUACAGCCUACUGCCGCUCAUUUUCCUAGAGAACUAGUUCAAGAUUCAAAGGAGGAGUCAAGGAAGAAGCGGAAGAAAGUGCGAUGGGAUACUGAGACAGACUUGAAAAAGUUUGAUCUCUUUGAGAAGCUUGAGCAGAAACAUGAGGUCGAAGAGGAUAAAGCCGACAAUGCCGAAGAGAAUAAAGCCGACAAUGCAAAGAAAGAAGGUGAAGAGGAGGAUGAAGGUGAUGAUGCUGUUUUAGAGAAUGAAGGAGAGUACAGCGACAAUGGGGACUAUGAUCAGAAUGUUGAUUUUGAUGAUGACGAGGACGAUUUCAACAUGGAAGAUGACAAAGACGAUGAAGGUGGUAUAUAUUAGCGGAUCAUCAUCGGAACAAUUUUUUCAUUGUAGCAAAGUUCAGUGGAGGUAUUUUUAGGGAUUUUCUAUUCAGAUCAGUGAUGUAUAAAAAGUUCGAAUCUUAGGUCGAGUUGAUUGUUUUACUCGAAUAUAUGUUUAAGUGCUUAUAAUUGAUUGAGUCAAUCAAUUAUUCUCUAUUGCUCACUUA